Petromyzon marinus (sea lamprey) is the source of this 843-nucleotide messenger RNA. NCBI's taxonomy places the organism in Eukaryota, Metazoa, Chordata, Hyperoartia, Petromyzontiformes, Petromyzontidae. The record is from RefSeq and is a predicted model, not a curated record.
GGUAGUAGUGAGUUGUUGUGGUGAGUCUCGGCCUCCUUCCUCGUCGUGGCCACGUGGACAGACUGCUGGAUGGUGAACGCCGACGACAGCCUCGAGGUGAGCCAGAAGUGCCGUGGGCUGUGGUGGGAGUGUGUGACCAACGCCUUCGAUGGCAUCCGCACCUGUGACCAGUUCGACUCUAUACUGGCAGAGCACCCACUGAAGAUCGUGCUGUCCCGCUCCCUCAUCCUCACCGCUGACAUCCUCGCCUGCUUCGCCUGCAUCAUCCUCAUCCUGGGCCUCGACUGCGUGCGAGUGCUCAGCAAUGAGCCCCGAAUCAAGACCCGCAUCUGUUACACGGCCGGCUUCAUCUACCUCCUCGCCGGCAUCCCCGGCAUGGUGGGGUCCGUGUGGUACGCCGUGGACGUGUACGUGGAGCGCUCCACGCUGGUGCAGCAGAACGUCUUCCUGGGCAUACAGUACGAGUUUGGGUGGUCCUGCUGGCUGGGCAUGGCCGGCUCCAUGGCCUGCAUCCUGGCCGGGAUCGUCCUCACCUGCUGCGUCUACCUGUUCAGGGAUGCGAACGCCGCCCGCCUGCACAGAUCCCCGUACGUCGCUCCACGCACCUCCCUGGGCAAGAUGUACGCCAUGGCUUCCCACGUGUGACCUCACUUCCUGUGCGGGGUGACGUCACUUCCUGUCAUUGCUGCUGCCACUCCCCAAUCUCCAAGCGAGGGGAAAAUGGCCGCCGUGUGCUCCUCCAUUAACACGACCACCACCACCACUCCUACACCACAACCACCACCACCAAUCCUCCACCAACACAACCACCACCACUCCUACACCACAACCACCAACACAACC